UACAAGAAACCAAAUUAAAUUCCAACGAUCGAGUACUCAUCAAGAAAGAAAAAUUCUCAAAAAUGGCCGUGCCAUUGAACAUUCUUAUCAUAGCUAUCUCCCUUAUUGCCUUAUCUCCUCUUUGUUCGUGUUCCAAAGCUUACGGAAGUGGAGACUAUCUCUUCCCUCAAUUCUACGACCACUCGUGUCCUAAAGCUCAAGAGAUUGUUCAGUCUAUUGUCGCUAAAGCAUUCGCACAGGAUCCUCGCAUGCCUGCCUCCUUGCUCAGACUCCAUUUCCACGAUUGUUUCGUCAAGGGGUGUGAUGCUUCCAUACUAUUGGACAAUAGUGGAACCAUAAUCAGCGAGAAACGAUCAAACCCUAACCGAAACUCAGCCCGUGGUUUCGAACUCAUAGAAGAAAUCAAACAAGCCUUGGAACAAGAGUGUCCUGAAACAGUUUCUUGUGCUGAUAUCUUGGCUCUCGCCGCUAGAGACUCUACCGUCAUUACAGGUGGGCCGAGCUGGGAAGUACCACUAGGGAGAAGAGACGCGAGAGGAGCAAGCUUGAGUGGUUCCAACAACGACAUUCCUGCUCCAAACAGCACAUUUCAAACCAUCCUCACUAAGUUCAAGCGUCAAGGCCUCACUCUCGUUGAUCUUGUCUCUCUUUCUGGAAGUCACACCAUAGGGAACUCGAGGUGUACAAGUUUCCGACAGAGGUUAUACAACCAAUCUGGCAACGGAAAGCCUGAUCAAACCCUAAACCAAUACUACGCAUACGGGUUGCGCAAGCAAUGUCCUAGAUCCGGCGGUGACCAAAAACUCUUCUUCCUAGACUUUGCGACGCCCUUCAAAUUCGACAACCACUACUUCAAGAACCUGAUAAUGUACAAAGGGCUAUUGAGCUCAGACGAGGUGCUGUUCACGAAGAACAGGGAGUCGAGAGAGCUGGUGAAGCUGUAUGCGGAGAAUCAAGAGGCUUUCUUCGAGCAGUUCGCGAAGUCGAUGGUAAAGAUGGGGAAUAUAUCACCAUUGACGGGAGGGAGGGGAGAGAUCAGGAGAAUCUGUCGGAGGGUUAACCAUGCUUAUUAAUGAAACCCAUAUAUUUAUGCGAAAUGUAACCAGUCAGUCAUGGUUGAGUGUUCAUAUGCAUUUGCUUCUUUUGGCUUUAAUUUUUGCAUUUGUAUAAAUUUGUGUGUAUUGUAUGAGUUUGGUUUGGGAAGAAGGAAGAAGAUUGUGUGUUUCGUUUCGAGUGUAUGGGCACAAAUGUAUUUGGUGUUUUCUUUAUUUAAACGAUUACAAUUU
This is a messenger RNA of Raphanus sativus (radish), 1286 nucleotides long. RefSeq names its product peroxidase 72-like. The record is from RefSeq and is a predicted model, not a curated record. The coding region runs from base 63 to 1073 and encodes 336 amino acids. Gene Ontology annotation, biological process: hydrogen peroxide catabolic process; response to oxidative stress. The transcript is spliced from 4 exons. Gene Ontology annotation, molecular function: heme binding; peroxidase activity. Lineage: Eukaryota; Viridiplantae; Streptophyta; Magnoliopsida; Brassicales; Brassicaceae.